Messenger RNA from Nicrophorus vespilloides, 1133 nucleotides. Its product is annotated as aldose reductase-like. The transcript has 4 exons. Lineage: Eukaryota; Metazoa; Arthropoda; Insecta; Coleoptera; Silphidae. The coding region runs from base 35 to 1063 and encodes 342 amino acids. Gene Ontology annotation, cellular component: cytosol. Gene Ontology annotation, molecular function: aldose reductase (NADPH) activity. The record is from RefSeq and is a predicted model, not a curated record.
CGAGAAAAGAAAAAGUUUCACAUUCGUCGUGAAGAUGUCUUUAAUCUCGCGUUUAACUAAAUCUUCCAAACCGAUGUACGUUCGUUGCAAAGCGACUCUGGCGCAAUCUCGACGAAUUCCCAAUGUUUUGUUGAACAAUGGAAUAGAAAUUCCGAAUCUCGGCCUUGGGACUUGGCAGGCUGAACCUGGUGAGGUUGAGAAUGCUGUUAAAAUUGCCAUCGAUUUGGGGUACAGACAUUUGGAUUGCGCUAUGGUUUACGGCAACGAAAACGAAAUCGGAAACGCGAUCAGAGAGAAGAUCGAUGAUGGAACUGUUCGCCGGAAGGAUCUGUUCGUCGUCACGAAACUGUGGAACACGUUCCACGAGCUCGAAAAAGUCGUGCCGGCUUGCGAAGAGUCCCUGAAGAAUUUCGGCCUCGACUAUCUGGACAUGUACCUGAUGCAUUGGCCCGUCGCGCAGAAAGUCUUCGGCGACAUCACCAGCAAUCUGCCGUUCAAGAAUGCGGUUGGAAUCGAUUACGAUUAUUUGGAUACGUGGCGUGGAUUGGAGGAAUGCCAGCGUUUGGGUCUGACCAGGAGUGUAGGCGUGUCCAAUUUCAACAGCAAGCAAUUGGAUAGGUUGCUGCUGGCGUGCAGCAUCAAACCAGUGAUGAAUCAGAUUGAGGUGCAUCCGAAUUUGAAUCAGAAAAAGUUGAUUAAAUUCUGCAGGGAUCGCGAUGUCGCUGUCACCGCCUACAGCCCGUUCGGAUCGCCGAGCCGACCGUGGGCGAAACCGGACGAUCCAGUUCUCUCGCUCGACGAUCCCAAGUUGAUAGCGAUCGGUGAAAAGUACGGAAAAUCUCCGGCUCAAAUUGUGCUGAGAUACAUCGUCGAGUUGGGUGCUAUACCAAUACCGAAAUCAACGAAUGAAAAAAGGAUUUACGCUAAUUCAAGCAUCUUCGAUUUUGAGCUAUCGCCCGACGAUUUGGAGGUGCUCGACUCGUUCAAUUGCGACGGUCGUGCGGUUCCGGCUUUGGAAUUGAAAGGAUGUCCGCACUACCCCUUCGAAGGAGUUGAAUUUUAAUCAAUAAGGCAAAAAUGAAAUUGAAUGUAUGUAUUGUUGUCUUAAGUUUAAUAUUUAUAUACAAACAAAA